Messenger RNA from Callorhinchus milii (elephant shark), 2453 nucleotides. RefSeq names its product interleukin-1 receptor type 1. Gene Ontology annotation, molecular function: interleukin-1 receptor activity. The record is from RefSeq and is a predicted model, not a curated record. Gene Ontology annotation, biological process: signal transduction. NCBI's taxonomy places the organism in Eukaryota, Metazoa, Chordata, Chondrichthyes, Chimaeriformes, Callorhinchidae.
UGUUUAUAUCCUUAUCAGAUACUGGAUUCCUGCCCAAACUCUGUUGACUUGGACCAUAGCCAGAAGAAAGAGGAUAUCCGUCCAAAAGAGGAUACAUAUCCCAUCUGUUUAACUUAUAUUAGAUCCAACUCCUGAAGAUGACUGCUGCACUUCUUAUCUUGCUCUUCAUACACUUGGUUAUGACUUCAGCCUUAUUGCAACCAAUGAAUGACACUGCAGACAUGUGGACUAAUGAGCUCUGUAUAGACAAGGGAAUUUAUUUUGAACGCUCCUUUGUUCUGGAACGAGAAGGAGUUUUGUUGCAUUGCCCUAUGAACCUCUAUAUAGAAUGGAAUGAAUCCAUAAAUGUAAAAUACAACUACAGUUUCAUGUGGUACAACAACAAAACUGCUGAAAUUAUCAAAACAGAAGAGAAACAGAGAAUACAUAUGAAAAAUGAAUUUCUCUGGUUUCUACCAGUAUUACUUGAAGACACUAGUAUCUAUUACUGCGUUUUGAGGAAUUCAACAUAUUGUAUCAAAGUAGCUGUUUCAUUAACAGUUACUAAAUCUGCCGACACAUCAUGCUUCCGGGAUACUAAAGCAUAUGGUGUGACUUCACACUUUGGUAAUUCUAAACAGAUGAGAUGCCCUGAUUUGGAGUACUAUGAAAAUCCAGAGGAAGUGCUGGAAAUAAAGUGGUACAAGGUUUGUAACCCUAUACUGGAUAGAUCCAAAUACAUUAAAGAUCACUUUGACCUUAUAAUAAUAAAUGUGACGAAAUCUGAUGCAGGAAUCUAUGUCUGUGAAUUGCAUUUUCUACAUAAUGGUGCAAAGUACGUGAAAGCAAAGACCAUUAACAUGGAGGUUAAAGGCUGUUCAAGUGCUUUACGCCCAAAAAUUGUACAACCAAGCAAUAAUACAAUUGAACUACAGCCUGGCUCGAAUCUGAACCUAUCUUGCAUAGCCUUCACUGGGCAUUGUGAUCCUCCUGUGACAAUCGUAUAUUGGGCUGUAAAUAACACAUAUAUUGAAAAUUAUUUUAAUUACUCGAUUCAAUUUGGAAAUGGUAAGCACCAAGAUGAAAUACAAGGCAACUAUUUUGAAGCAUAUGUCUUUUUUCCUGAGUUUAAAGAGGAAUAUUACGAUCUGUUACUUGUGUGCUACGCCAUGAAUGGUUUGGGGACUGAAAUCGCAAAUGUUCGAAUUAUAAAAUCACCUCCCAGUUUCCAAAAGGAAAUAAUAGCUGUAUUUGCUGUGUUGGCCAGUGUUUUAUUGAUCUCGGUAUGCACGUACACAUUUUUCAAGAUCGACAUCGUUCUUUGGUAUCGUGAUAUAAAUCUUGGAGACUAUCACGAAAAUGAUGACAAAAUAUAUGAUGCCUUUGUUAUUUAUCCAAAAAGCUCAAGUUCUUUGGACAAUACCAGUAUCUUUGUUACUGAAUUUUUGCCUCAAGUUCUGGAAAAUCAAUGUGGAUAUAAAGUGUUUAUACCUGGAAGAGAUGAUCUGCCUGGGGGAGCUUUUGUGGAAACAGUGGAAGAAAAUAUAAAAGCUAGCAGAAGAUUGAUCUUUGUGCUGACAAAGUCUUCUGGUAAACAAUUGGAAAAUACGUUUGAACAACAAAUUGGAUUACAUGAUGCAUUAAUCAGUAAUCGAAUAAAAGUUAUACUGAUCGAGUUGGAACAAUUAAAGAUUGCAGAGUUCACAGAAUCGAUGAGGCAUGUUAUUCGAAAAGAAGGAACCAUUAAAUGGAAGGAAACUGAAUGGAAAAAUAAAUCUCCAUCAUUAAACUCCAGGUUUUGGAAACGUGUGAGAUAUAACAUGCCACCAAGGUCCUCUCGAUUGCUGGAGGGUUCAUAAAUGGUGGAAAUUACAUUUUUGGGAGUUACUUUCUUACAAAGCCCAGAUACAUUAAAACCCAUAUGUGUCUACAAAACUUCUCCAGGUUUAUUGUACUGAAAAUGAAGUGGAUGACAAAACAUUUUUCAAAUUUUUUUCAGAAUGUUAUUAAAAUCAUGUGCAAUUUCUGGGGAAAAAUUGUUAACUGCCAGCUAAUUAGAGAUAGUCAUGCUUGGCUAUUCCAUGCUCUGAGGAAAUUACACUGUAUGAAGAUGAAGGGGAUGCAGCAGGUACCAUGUACUGUAACACCAUUUAAUUUGGCAUCUGCUUAUGUUCACGGAACUGACCUGACUCUUGCUUCGUGGACCUAUAUUUUUGUGCAGUCAUUAAGAAUUGUGCUGGACUAUCCCGUUAAAGGUAGCAUUUCAUUUUUUUUUCACAGCCUCUUUAAUUUUGCAUAAAGACUUCCAAGGGCAAAUCUAGCAAUGUGAAAUGGGCCACAAUAAAUACCAGUUACAUGGUAUAUGUAUUUCCAUUUGAUAAAGUGUCACAGAAGAGGCUUGUGUUCACACAUGGUUUUAAAGGCAAAGUAGUACUGCAACAACAAGAUUAUAUUUGUAUAGCACCUUUCAUGUC